AUGUAUUCAUAGCCUUGAGGCUUAAGCAGUAGAAUCUUCGCUGCAUCUUCUAGCCAUAUACACCGUCUACUUUGUCCGGCUAUACAAACCUGACUAGCUCCGCCCGACUAAUACCUGCCAACCAACCUUACCUACUUAUCAAAUAGCUCUUCUUCAUCGGUUCUACUCAGGACGCCAACCACAUUACACGCGAUCCUUGGUCCACGAUCCUUGCGAUAGACGAGCGAACACCCACGUCCACGAUCAAGAUUCAACAUGUGCUUUGGAACGAGCGGCCGCAAGUACUACUACCACGAGGAGGUAGUCCCGACUAGACACCACCAUCACCACCACGGGCAUCACCACCACGGACACCACCAUCACCACGGCCACUCCCCGCGAGCGAGCUACACGAGCGUGAGGCGGUCCUACGUCGCCAGCAGCCCGCGCGUCAGCUACGUUGAGCCCGUGCUCUAUGAGCGGACGAGCCGCACAUACCGAUGAA
Colletotrichum destructivum is the source of this 484-nucleotide messenger RNA. RefSeq lists its product as uncharacterized. The transcript has a single exon. NCBI's taxonomy places the organism in Eukaryota, Fungi, Ascomycota, Sordariomycetes, Glomerellales, Glomerellaceae. Bases 256 to 483 code for a protein of 75 amino acids. The record is from RefSeq and is a predicted model, not a curated record.